Molecule: messenger RNA, 9309 nt
Organism: Patiria miniata (bat star)
Lineage: Eukaryota; Metazoa; Echinodermata; Asteroidea; Valvatida; Asterinidae
Product: forkhead box protein K2-like
Exons: 9
Coding region: 12-2162 (716 amino acids)
Biological process (GO): regulation of transcription by RNA polymerase II
Molecular function (GO): DNA-binding transcription factor activity, RNA polymerase II-specific; RNA polymerase II cis-regulatory region sequence-specific DNA binding; protein binding
Source: RefSeq, a predicted model, not a curated record
GGGAGGAGGUGAUGCGAUGUUUUCAUACGUGUCGGCCAUUUUGUCACCACUGCGAAAUUGACUGCGGGAUGGCCACGUUCCGUCAGGCCUCGGAUAACGAUGCUUGGGCUCUUCUAGCGCUCAAAUCUGCCCCUGCCAGCCCUAGCAGGGUCCCGUGGAUCGACGAUGGUGACAAAGGCAGCGUCAUCGCCCGCCUGGAGGGCCGGGACUUUGAGUUUUUGGUCCGAAAAACUCGCAUCACGAUCGGCCGCAACAGCAAGCAAGGCGAGGUAGAUGUAAACAUGGGACACUCCAGUUUUAUCUCGCGUAAACACCUCGAGAUCGUCUACGAAAACGGGAACUUCUUCCUGAAUUGCAACGGGAAAAACGGUGUUUUCGUUGAUGGGGUGUUCCAACGAAGAGGUGCACAGCCCCUCCAACUCCCUAAAACAUGCUUGUUGCGGUUCCCGAGCACCAGUAUCAAGAUCAUGUUCCAGGCGUUGGUCAGCGAGCAGAGCCCGCCGCCGGUCAUGCCUGAACCCUUCCCCAUCAAGCGCAAGAUGAUGCCGCCCCUCAAGAUUGACAUCCCCCCUGCGGAGACCACAUUCGGCAGUCCCUUCCCUUCACCCACUGGCACCAUAAGCGCUGUCAACUCGUGCCCGACAAGUCCCCGCGGCGGGACGGGAGCCAACUCCAGGAGGAACAUCACCCCUGACCUCCAGGCUGCCGCACUCGCUGCGGCUGCGGCAUCCUCGGCCGAAGAUAAGGACGGAGGACACUCCUCGGGCAACGACAUGGGCAGCCCUAAAGAAGAGUCCAAGCCACCUUACUCCUACGCACAGCUCAUUGUACAAGCCAUCAUGUCAUCAUCAGACAAGCAGCUGACACUUAGUGGUAUCUAUGCAUAUAUCACCAAGGCGUACCCCUACUACAGAUCAGCUGACAAGGGAUGGCAGAAUUCAAUCCGGCACAACCUGUCCUUGAACCGGUACUUCAUCAAAGUUCCUCGCUCCCAGGAGGAGCCCGGUAAGGGUUCCUUCUGGCGGCUGGACCCUAGCUCAGAGGCUAAGCUGAUGGAGCAGGCCUACCGCCGGCGACGCCAGCGGGGCGUGCCCUGCUUCCGCACACCGUUUGGUGGGGUUUCAUCCAGUAGGUCAGCCCCAGCCAGCCCCUCCCACACGGUGCAGUACAUCAGUGGUAUCUUCACCCCAGACAGCUUGUCCCGGGAAGGCUCCCCGGCGCCCAUGCCCGUCAGCGACUCGGGCGACCACGCCGUGCUGGAUCACCAAAGGUUCACUCAGGCUAUGCAAGAGCAAGUGAAACGCAGCAUCUCCAGCCCGGGUUCGCCAGUCCACCCACCGCCCUCCUUCCAGCAGCAGCAGCAGCAGCAGCAGCAGCCCCAACAGCCCACGGGGUCCACUCAGCCCCUGGCCAUACCCCCAGUUAGCUCCCAGACCCUGCAGAGCUCCCCCUUUGGCAUGGCCCUACACCGGAUGCCGCCCCAUGCAGCCUCAGUCAUCACCUCCGCCAAGGGCUACUCUAUGCCAGUAUCGACAGCCGCUACUCCCGUCAUGGUGCCCAUGAUGACAGGAAUCAGUAACGGCUACCAGAACCAGCCCACAGCCAGGGAGGAAGUGUCCUCCACGGAUGGGGCUAAUGGUCUCAAGCAGCAACAGCAGGAUAUGGAAGGCUAUCCGGAAGACGUUAAAAAAGCCAUGGUGCCCAACAGUAACACCAACAACGCUGCCAACAACAACGGCAGCAUUCACCAGCAGCUACACCUACAGCUCCAGCAGCAGCAACAACAGCAGCAGCAAAAACAGCUGCAGCAGCAGCAGCAGCAGCAGCAGCAGCACCCCUCAACCCUUCCCCAAGCUCCACCCCAGUCCAAAGGCAUGGUCAACUCUAGCCAGCCGCAGCCCGAGGGCGCACCCCACGUGGUGACCGUCGCAGGCACCUACCAGCCACCAACCAGCGUCUUCUACCGGCCACAGCCCCCACAACCUCAGCCCCAGCUGGCGGCCAGCGGCACGGUCAUCAGCUCUCCACUGGUCAUGCUGGCAACCUCGGCCGCUCAGUCGCCCACAGGAAGCCCCGCCAAGCGCCGUAUGGAAGGCAUCGCCGAGGAGCCCAUGGAGGACAACCGUAAAAUGGUCAAAGUGGAGGGACCGCAAGAUUCAUGAAUCGCUCGUUCAACCGGUAGGUUGCUGAUCAUGGAAACACAUGAGGGAUGGUGGCUAGUUUUAUAGCCCUAUUAACUAACUUGCUGAAUGUCUACCUUACUUUAUCCCCUUCCAAGUCUAGUGUUACAUUAGCUCCAAAGCAGUAGUCUGUAUGCUUCAACACAUAUGAGAGAAGAUAAAUUAUUGUGCACGCACACUGGAUAAGAAUCGGUACAAGUAGAAAUUUUGCGCAUGCCACGCGUUCGCUUUAAAUUGAUGUCUUUUAGUCCCUUCUUCACAAAGAUGUUUCAGGAAGCACUUGUACAGCUUAGUUGAAUCUGGGUCGCGGACACCCAUAUAACGGGAAAGACCCUUGCUGGCAUGUGUUGAGUACAUUUAUGUACUCAUAUGAACACAUAGCCUUGCUGUUGUUAAAAGGCACUUAGGGCUCAUUGGUCCUGUUUUGGUCUGACUCGGCAAUACUUGAUGAUUGACCAUUGCAGGGGUUGCUAAUAGUCGCAGUGCCUUCCGUAGCAAUUUAAGAAACUCACAGGCUACCAUGCUUAAGCACUUACAGGCUCUAAAGCUUGUACUAAUGGCCAGUGUAAACAACUUAUUGAAAGUUAAUAAUUUGUAUCUGCUGUAACACUGUAGCAACUGUCCCCCUGUACGAUCAACUUACAGGGGUCAUGCAUCUGAUUAUUAAAGGCGGAAUCGACGCACAACUUACUGGAUGACACUUGUAGCCAUGUUAGUUUGCCGUAGUUUUAGCACAUGUAGUUGUUUAUUUAGCUUCGUCGUCACAGCUGUGGGAAAUAAAAAAGUAUUAUGCGUAUCAAUAUAAAAGAGAAGCCUCAAAAAAAAUCUUAGAAUAAGGUAAGAUUACAAUUCUGAUUCUUUGCUUUGUGUUACUUUAAGAAAUUAAAAGAAGAGUAUUAUUUUGUGGCCAAAUUUGUUUUGAAUCAGGAAUUGUGUCUUGUAUUGCUUUCAUUGUUAACUGGUGGAUAAGUUUUUGUACAGUUUUUGUUAUGUUUUAAGAAGUCAGCGUGGGCUUGUUUUAAUUGUUUUAUACAUGUAACGGGGGAGCUGGGGCAUUGAUUAUCUUAAAGGGUUGUGGGAACGUAACUUUUUUUAUUAGACGGCUGUUUCAUGCACAGUUCAUUGUAAAGAACGAAAUACUGAUUAUUACUUAUUGGAAAUAAUGAUGUAUGAUAGUACAGUUGUUUAUAAAAAAAGUGAUCUAUUUAGUUUUAUAUCUCGACUGGAAGCUUUAUUUUACAGAAAUUAGUUCUUUGCAUUAACUAACUUUUUCUCAUCUUGUUAUUUUGCUAAAAGAUGCGAAUACACUUAUGACCUUUUCUAGGACUGGCCUUUUUCGAAUAAUUUAGUAUUCGAUUACUUGAAACUGGGUUUGACCGAAUAUUCGGGUGUUUGAAACUGCCACCUACAACUGCGUGCCGCGCUGGUCAAAAGUUGCAUGCAGAGCGCGUUAGUUAAAAUUUGCACGCGGCGAUUGAUAUGGUGUGCUGGAGUGCUUUGCAGUAUUUUGUAACUGUCAAGACCUUUCACCUGCUAAAAGGGUGGGAACAAUGAACCGCUGUGGACAAACAAGUGGCACCUGACAAUAAAGCGCUGAAAUUUACGAUAAAAUAACAUCACAGUCCUAUGUGUAUGUGCAUUGUUUAUUCUUUUUUCCCCUAAUAUUCCAACGAAAAGCUUUUGCAAAUAUUCGGUUAAUGAUAAAAUAUUCUGAUAUUCAGUAUGUUGGGUACAGCUCUAACCCGUUCUCUAUAGAAAUUCACCAAACUAGCUUGAGACAUCGAUUUCCUCUUGAUGCUAAAGUUUUUAUUUACAAACCGUUUCUGGAAAAGAAAGUUUAAUCAUACAGUUUUGCAACAUUUAGUAACUACAUUACUAAGAUUUUGGCUAAAUUGUCAGAGGGGUUUGGUUCAAAGUGCAAAGAAAAAAGACUUAAUUUAUUUUUGUGAACCUGUCUAGAAUGUUAAUCUUACUCUAUCAUCGCUUUCAAGAUAUAUGUAAAAGCAAGUUGUAACAGUCUGUAUAACUCAGCUUUUUUUAGUGAUGAGCUUUGCAUAAAUAACGAAAUGGUUUUCUUAUUUGAUAGUAUAAAUGUAGAUUUAGAAGAAUUUAUAUCAAAGGAAUCCGUGAAGAGGUGUCAACAUGCAGAAAGAGGAAAAUUUGGGGGUGGAGACUGUUGUGCAGUGUAUUGUGGAAAGCUUUAUUUUAUAGAUACAAAGUAUUCAUUUCAAUUUUUUUUACAAGAGAAUUAUAAUAUAUCUGUUCCUACUAACUAAGGCCUGUUUCAACGUUUUCAACAGGACGCCUUGGAGAUUGCAUUUUCCAAUAUAUUUGUAAUACCAUCCAGUUGAUUUGUUCAGUUUUUGCAUGAUUUAAAAACUAUUUCAAAAAUUUACAAAGAAUACCCGUUUCCACGCCAACUUUUGUAAUAAAACUGUUCCCUCUUUUAAUUUUUUUUUUACUAUAAGUUGAGACUGAAAUUAAGAAGUUCAAAUUCAUCCCUCCCACAUGUUAAACCAGUUUUAUAUAUUCACUUCAUCUGACAAAGGAUAUUCAUUUGUACAUUUGGGAGCACUGUGGUACACUGGUCUGCCUAAACCACAGUUGUAGUUGAGUACUUUUAUCCAAGUACAAAGUACUGGCGAGUACCAAGCUAUCGAGUACCAGCCGCGUCCGAGUUCUUUGGCCCAUUAGAACGAGUACAGGUACCCAAGUUCAAGUACUUGGACCUUCGAGUACAAGUUUUGUGAAGCCGAGUCCGAGUACUGGGACCUCCGAGUAUGAGUACUUUAUGGAGAACGCAAGUGAAAACACUUCAAAUCUCAUCAAGUAAUGAGUGGAAACUGAAACCAUCAGUUCAGCAACUUGGAUGUUAUGGCCUUCUUUUGAGCAAGACUUCUUGAAAGUCAAAUCUCCAAGUGUGGAGAUGUUUUUUUUUCAUUCAAAAACUAAAUAACUCGAUUUGUCUCCGAGUUCUUUGAGCACGAGUACUUCGAUGACGGCGUGAGUACCGUGAAUUCAAGUCCGAUGAAUUCAAGUUCAAGUACGAGUACAAGAAUUCUCAAAAAGUACUGUAGUUGAACUUGAGUACGAGUAUCGAGUAUGAGUACUACAACACUGGCUUUAAAAAAAAAUCAAUAUAGAAAAUAGAAUGGUUGCGUGCAUUUUUGAGGAGGGUUUCCUAAUUAAGAGGUAUUAUUGGUUUGAUAUAGUUCACACUAAUGUGAGUCACUUGUAGGCUUACCUUGUUCCCCUGGGUGCUGUAACUUUUUGAGGCACAUAUGUAUAAUGCAGAAAAUCAAUCUAUCACUUUUACUUAGGUGAUUUCUUUCUAUAAAGUACCAGUUGAAAUAACUCCUAUAUUUAUGUUAGUUUUCAGACAAGAUUGCUAUACUAACUUUACAAGGUAAUGGAGCUAAUGCGUCUUGAUAUAGUUCAAGGAGAAUCUGAGAACCAUGAGCUUGAAUUCCAAAUAACAAUUUCUCACAAACAAUCUGCAAACACCUGAACCUAAUAGCAGAAAGACGGUUACGUAGAAAAUUCACUUUUUAGAUGGGAAGCAUUUUUUUUUUUGCAAAGAAAAAUUCAGUGUUAAGCAAAUGACCGAAGUGAUGUCCGUGUACCUUAUAGCUUUACGAUAGAGGACAGACACCAAAGGGAGAACAAAAAAUCAUUUCAUCUUGAGUGUUCGGUCUUUUGUUGAAAACGUCCUCGAUCGAACGGUUACGUGCUUAGUCUAUGGCAAAGUGUUAUAUAGCAGGGACAAAGGGAAACACAAAGCAUUGUCCUCGGGUGUAUAAAUUCACGACUGUAUGUUUCAUGAAGUUUUGAUUUCCAUGCGUUUUCUGGAACGGACGAAAUUACUAUGUUAAGGAGUUCUUUUUCAAAACAGAUCUUUUUGGCAUGUGAUUAUUAAUUUGUACGAUGCGUACUUUGUAUGGUUGUCAGUGGAAUAUACUCAACAUAAAAUGCUGUCAAAUCCAUAUACUAAAGUUGUCUACAAAUUGUAGAAAAUUGAAAGAAUAAGCAACAACAAAAAUUGUACAUAGAUUGUAUGAUUUAUUAAGCAAAGAAUAAAACUAUAAUUGUAGCCAAUGGGCACUUUGUAAAUAGCUGGUAUGCAGCAUUGCUUAGUGUUGUCAUUAUAAUAAACCUAAACAUAUUUCCACAAUUACUUAUGACUUUGAAGGCUUAAUGCUAUCCAUCACUGUAAGGAGUGCCUUUUGACAUGCACCCAAGAAUGUAAAUUACUGUAUGUAAAGCCAGCUUUAUUCCUACAGAACAAGUGUAAGUUGUGCUUUAAUAAACCGUUACUUUCAAGCAACGUGGACACUUGAUGGCUUCCAGUUACAGUGCAUGCGCAUGAAAUACUCGGGCCGUGUCCGAAUUAUGUGGCUACGGCUGGAAAUCACACACAGGUCUAUGGGAAGUGGCUGCAGCCGCUUCCAUAGGCACGUGUAAAUUCCGGCCGUAGCCAAGUAAUUCGGACACGGCCUAAGUCUACUUGUGUUGCUGCAUGCGGCAUUCAUUUUGUGUCCACUGUUUUAAGGAUGGCUUUGUCGUACAUCACAAGGGAACACAGUCUUGCGACAUACGAAGGGCGUGUCCUUAACAACGAGGCCAGUAGUAGGAUUCGAACCAUUUAACUUCAAGCUCAAGUCACGAGUCAAACCUUCCCCUUGGCUAAUUUUCCUCUCUUGAGUUGUACGAUUGUUAAAAUCGCAUCAUUUUAAUAAAACAUAAAAUAAACAAGCAAACUUCGUUGGGAAUUUUGUCUAAAUCAUUGAAUAUUAAAUUCUUUCUCGUUGGAUUGGUUCCAGAAAAAAUUCAUGGCUUCUAAACUGAAUUACAAAAAAAACCCAACGGAUUAGCUCUGUAAUGUUUCCUUUUGUAACAUUGAUGGAAAAUAUUUCUUAAAAGUUGCUUUCUCUUUAUAAAGAAUUGUAAAGCAUACAUGUUAAACACUCGGUAAUAAACUGUAUAUAAAAUAUCAAAACUUAGCUGAGCAUUAUAUACCUCAUCUGCAUAAUUGUCAUUAAUACUAUCAUUACGCAUUUUGUUUUCAGGAACAUUAGGUUGUGCUUUAAUUUUUGCUUUAUUAGUGUUGUAAACUUCUUUUUUUGAGUUUUUUUUUACAGAAGCAGCUCUUAAAAGGGAAAUUGUAAUUAUAAAAAUGCUACUAAGUCAGACUGGAGCCCAUUAUGUGUGUCUGUGAUCGUAAAUUGGCCAACUGAAUGAUUUCGUUGAGUUGUGUUGAUUAUUGUGUAGUGUAAUAAUGUCACCCACUGUUUGUAACGAUUGUCCCGAUGGGUAUGCGGAGUUAAGCAUGGACUCUGGUCGGUUUUUUUCCCCAGUGCAUUAUUCAAAUGCAUAAGAUAUCAACAAAUAAAAUUGUUGACACCGCCCAACAAAACAUACAAGUCAUUUCUCAACAUUCGGACGCAUAUACAGAGGACGUGCAGAUGACGUCAGCGGACUGCAACACGCAUGCGCUUUCCGCGUCGAAACAUCAGUUGAUAGUAACGUUAUUGCACGUCCUUUGUAACUUUGGGCAACCGCUGACUGCUACAAAAAAACACCAUUGAAAAAAAUACAAAUCAAUUUUUUUUUAAAGGCAUAGGGGCCUAUAGGAUCUUUUGCAUUUAUCCAAAACCGGCAUAUGGGAUCUUUUCCAUUUAUCGCAAACCGGCAUAUAAGAUCUUUUGCAUUUAUCUCUGCGCUAGUAACCUAGCGCAGUAUAAUUAUGUAUCAUCAAAAAGCUUACUUGGAUUAAAGAUCGUUAAUAGUGGUGCUAAACACCCAUGAAAUUAUUCCGUCUGGCUUGCUGUACGAAAUAGUGUUUCGUGAUCAAAAGGUGGUGCAUGCUUUUUCACAGUUUUCUCGAAAAGUGUAAUAUCCACUAGCUGGAAGUUCAACAGGUUUAGGUUUUGAACAUUCUUUGGAUUUGGAGUGUUAUUUGGGAACGAAACAAUGCAUUAAAAGCAAAUUAUUCUAUGUCUUAAAAUCCCUCACUUAAUAUGAAAAACAGAAGUUCCCAGAAGCCCCUUUUGUGACAUUCUAGCUCAAAAGCCUGAAGCAAACCGUACAGAGGAAAGAACAUAAUGUUCGGUAUUUACAGGAUGAAAACCCAGGAGUAUACAUUUCAGGGAAAACCUUAUGACCAGGCACGAACUGAAUAUUUUACAAGUCCAUUCGAACUUGGCUCGCCAAAACAGGGUACACAUCACCGCCUCAACCUUAAAAACAAGAAAUAACACAAGAACAUUAUAUAUUGGUAUGUUUUGUUUUAGAUAUUUGUACUUACCUUUUUUUUGCGAACAUUGUGGUGCCUAACCCCCCCCCCCCCGGCCCCAAAAAAAAUAAAAGAAAUAUAGAAAUACCAAAAUAUCGAAUCGAGAAAAGUUGUAAGUGGAUAGUCCUGUCUGUUUAGUAAGUGCAGUUUUUGAGAUUUGAUUCAACCUAUUGGCUUUUCGAACACUGAAAAUAACAGACUGGUGUCUUGUAAUAUAUUCAUUGUGGCAUAAAUUUUGCGAUUCAGCCAGCUGGUAUAUUUAAAUUAUUAAAAAAUAUAUAAAGAGGCAUGUAAAAAAAUAAUUCAAAGUGUGUUAUCUAAGAAAAAAGGAAGCAAUGUUAUCUAAAGCGUGACACAUGUUCACACACAGUUAUGUAUAUUGACGAUGUUUAUCUUGUAGCACGCUUAUGUGUUUACUGUCGUUUUUCGAUUUGAAAAUGCGAGUGCUGCAUUUCCAAAAAUGUUGCUACUUUUCAUUCAAGAUAUUUAUGGGGGGAAACACAAAGUUAAAAACUAAAACAAUUGGCUCUCAAAUUGUGGCAUGCUUGCUAACAAGUGAGUAAGUUUUCUAUAAAUGAAAUUGAUUUGCGAAAUACGACAGUAAAGUAAACAUUGUUACUGUUUUUCGAAGCCGCCACCCCACCCCACCCAACCCAACCUAACCUCGCCCCAGUUUAGUAUUUUCCAUUUUGCCUCGUCAUACAAGUUCCAUUCAAAUUUCACCGUGUGAAGGAUUUUCAUUAAUCAUUGUAAAGCAGUAUCAAUGGUUAAAAAAAAGAUAAAAGCGUAUAUCAUUAAACAAAAAACCUAUUUGUCUUUUGAACGACAUUGAUGACA